Messenger RNA from Dreissena polymorpha, 795 nucleotides. RefSeq names its product hemoglobin subunit alpha-D-like. Gene Ontology annotation, molecular function: heme binding; oxygen binding. NCBI's taxonomy places the organism in Eukaryota, Metazoa, Mollusca, Bivalvia, Myida, Dreissenidae. The transcript has a single exon. The record is from RefSeq and is a predicted model, not a curated record. The coding region runs from base 63 to 626 and encodes 187 amino acids.
CGUGUUAAAUUUUAUCCCGAAAACAUCAUAUUCGUGAUAGCGAAGCGCUACGCUAUAUAAAUAUGGGUUGCACAUCGUCGCUAGUUGUAGCAAAUAAAAAAGAAAAACUAAAACACAUGUGUUCUCAAAGUCACAAAGCCAACAUCGUUUUAACUGAAAGUGACAAGCAUAGCAUUCAAAAGAGCUGGCAACUCGUGUCCAAUAACAUGCCGGCAGUCGGAGCCAAAAUAUUUCUACUCAUUUUCGCCCUGAAUCCGCACGUGAAGAAACUAUUUCCGUUCCGCGACGUUCCGGAUGACUUAUGUGUGCGAGACAAAGAUUUCCGCGGACACGCCUCGAGAUUCAUGCAAGCGGUAGGAGCGGCAGUCGACAAUAUUGAUGACCUCGAAAACGCAAUGGCGCCUUUGCUGUUCGGGUUGGGACAGCAACACGUGCAUUACCAAGGGUUCAAGCCCGAGAACUUUGACAUUUUUGUUGCUGCGAUUUUAGAGGUGCUGCAACACGAGAUGGGUAGAAAAUUGACUGAUUCAAUGAAAGAAACAUGGCGGCGUGUGUUGGAAUUCAUGAUCAGUAAACUGAAAGACGGAUAUGAAAAUGCCAUGAAAACAAAAGUUAACCCAUUAUAACAGGUGUCAAUGUCGAAAUUAUACACGUUUACAUAAUUAUGAUUGUUUAACUAGUUAUAGAUUCUAUUUGUCCUAUUGGUUAUUGCUAUUAUUAAAGUUGAAAUGUGCACACCAUGUGUAAUUCCUCUUCUAAGUACAAAAUGCUACAUGUAUUUGUGAAAAUAGAUCC